Messenger RNA from Funneliformis geosporum, 2670 nucleotides. The record is from the annotation of a GenBank genome assembly. NCBI's taxonomy places the organism in Eukaryota, Fungi, Glomeromycota, Glomeromycetes, Glomerales, Glomeraceae.
AUGCUAUCAGUUGCAACUUCUUCUUUAUCCGCUUUGCCUUCAACUAUAAGGGAUUCCUUUUCUAGGAAUACCUCAGAUAGUGAACAAUCUAAAGAAGGAACAACCGAUUCUCCACAAAGUACAUUCCGUGAUAAAAUAGAUUUAGGUAAUACAAAGCUUGACGAGGCCAGUGUUAAUUCUUCACUUCCUACUCCUCCUUUAAGUAUCUCAAUAUCAACCCCAAAAGAAGAAAAACAACUAAAAUUUGAUGUGGACGCUGAGCCGUCUACAUUGUUGCGAGAAAACCUGACAGGAACAACAGAACCAACGACUGAUGUGGACAACACACAAGUCGUAUUUAAACCCUCUUUUUCACCUAGCGAUUCUGGAAGUUCCUUGAAAAUUGAACAUUUUGAUAAACCUGACGACGAACUCUCUUCUACUCCUAUAGUCGGUGAUAUUUCUUCUCAAAUACCUCCGGCUCAAAUUACUGUGAACGAUCAUAGUGAUUCAAAUAAUGAUUCAAGAAAGACAUUUCGUUUACCCACAAAAUCUACUUCAAAAUUAACAAAAAAGAAAAAUCGUCAAGGAGCUAACGAAAGUAUCUUAGAUGAUGGUUCAUUAGCUGAAUCUCCACCAGUAGUAGGUAGUUUUGCUCCUGCUACUCCAAGAAAAAAUGCGGAAUUUCAUUCUUUAUUCAGAAGUAAAGAAAUUCUUGUCCAGGGACGAUUAUAUGUUUCUGCAAAUCAUGUUUGUUUCUAUGCAAAUAUUUUUGGAUGGGUCACAAUUCUGGUAAUUGCAUUCUCGGAUAUCUUAUUAAUUGAGAAAAAGAUGACCGCAUUUGUUAUUCCUAAUGCUGUUUUAAUAUCUACACUGCACGCUAAACAUUUCUUUACAUCAUUCCUUUCAAGAGAUCCUGCCUACGAAUUAUUGUAUACGAUUUGGAAGCAGUCACAUCCGGCUCUCACCUUGACAGAAUCUGAAUAUGCCACGAGUCGUAAAGACUCUGAUGCUUCAGAAACAUCAGAGAAUAAUAAUUCUAUAACUAGUGAUGAUGAAGGAAAGUCACAAGGGGGUCUUCGUAAAAAGUUUGCUUUACCAAAAUUAACACUUGAUCCGAUGAGAUUAAUGCGUGGAGUUGCUUCGUCUUCGGACGAUGAUAAUGCGUUAAAUCAAGAAAAAUUGGAUAGUGAAAUUCAAUCCUUACCCCCUUCACCAAAAGUUCUUGAUUUUGAUAAUUCUAGCGCGGCCAAAGAACAAAGGAAACGUCGUACUAGAUCAAAGUCUGAUGCUGAGUUAAAAUUACCUGACACAAAUGGUUCUGAUUCUAAACAUUCAGGAAAAGUUCGUUCACCAUCUCGAAAUCAGUCUCGCCAUAUAGCCAGCAAUAGUGUUAAAAGACGUCGACCCACUCAAUGUGAUUGUUUAAAAAAGGGUCAACAUUAUGAUAAUGUGUCAUUGGAUACAAAACUUAACGGUGGCGUGGAAAUAAUCUUUAACUUGCUUUUCAAGAGUGAUUUAGUUAAAAAUUACAUUAUCGAAGAAGAUAAGUGCAUAGAUGUUGAGAUUGAAGAAUGGAAAGUUGAAAAUAAUAAAUGGACAAGAGCGCAGAGUUUUAUAAAACCAUUAAAUAAUUCCAUAGAUGAAUGUUCACAUUUUGAUGAUUAUAUUACUAAUGUAUCUACCACUACGACACCUGAUGUGCCAUCUGGAAACAGUUUUUGUAUAAAGACUAGAACAUGUAUCAUGUGGGCAGGCACAAAUGAAUCCAGAAUAAUCGUUACUUGUGCUAUAGAAUGGUCAAAGUCAAGCUGGCUGAAAGGACCGAUUGAAAAGGCUUGCAUUGAAGGACAACGAUCGCAUUGGAAGAACGUUUCACAAGUUGCAAAGAAAUAUAUUGCAGCUCACCUCUCAGAGUUUAUAGAUCAAUCAGGAACUACAGUUCAAGAAGAAGACGACAUUGAUUCUGAAGUAGCAAGUGAAAAGGCAACACCUCUAAAGAAAACGCACACUCGUUUACGACCAUCGCCUACGGCAGAAGAAGUACUAGAUUCACAAGAAACUGAUCCAGUGAUAGUGCAACAACAUGUGAAAGAUAUUCCAAAUAUAAUGUCUUCGAUCAUUACUUCAUUGAUUCAAAUUACCACAAUACCCUUUAAAAAUAUAAUAAUAUUGUUAAUACUAUUUAUGCUAGUAGUUAGUAAUUUUAACAAUUGGUUAGCGCUUCGAGACAUUGGACAUAGGCUUGAUAGUUUAGAUAGUAGUCAACCUCGUUUCGGUUACAGCGGGAGAGGUGGUGAUUUUUUAUAUGAAUCUCGUAAACAUAAUGGACACAUGCCAUUAUUUGAUGGGCGUAUUGAAAAUGAAGACGACACUCUUUGGAAAUGGUUACAAGAAAAAUCAAACAUGUAUGAAGAAAUCGAUAGAAAGGACGGUUCAUUUUACACAUCAACAUCAGAACCGAUAUCAUCUAAGGUUCAUUCGACUCCACCACAUGAUAGUAGUAGUGGUUCACAACCAAGACCAAUUUCUUCACAGGGUCUAUAUGAACAAAUGGAAAAUUUGCACAGGUUGAUACAAACAGCUGAAGAACAAGCAAAAAAAUUGGUAGACGCUGCCGAAUUUGAAAGUACUUAUUAUUAUAAGGAUUCUGAAGAUAAGAGGAGCGGGCGACAUUAUGGAAAUGAAUAA